UCCUCCCUCCCCACCACCUCGCUCUCCCAGUCUUCCGCCCUGUUGGGGACAGGACCCGCCCCCGCGUCCCGCUGGACCCUCCCCAGGGGUCACGUCCCUCUCUAGGUUUCGGUUUCCUUGCUGUCAAUUGGGCAGUGUGCACGGCAGGCUCAGAUCGCAGCCUCGGCUCUUCACGGUCACGCGGCCGGGCGCCCCCCUGCUCGCCCAGCGCAACCUGCGAGCCAGCGCCAAGGACAAUCCACGGCUUGUCUCGCAGCCGCCGGCAAUCUCGAGUUUUCUGUGGCCUCAGGUUACGCCUUUUUUCCAGGGCGGAGCUCCAGCCCAGCUCCUCCUAGCUUCGGGCCUCUCAGCCUCCCGGGUUCCCUCUACCGAGAACUUUCUCCAGAGCUGGGGUCCAGACGCACAGCCCAGCCGGGUCUGGACCUUUGGGCCGCCCGGCUUGCACCCUGCCAUGGCCUCGGGACCCUGGCUUCUGCUCCAGCCCGGGCUUCUGCUCCUGCUCCUUCUGCCUCUGCCUCCAGCGACCUGUGCCUCCGAACAGCCCCGGGCCAGCAACCCGGUCAACCCAGAGAAACUGCUGGUGAUCACCGUGGCCACAGCCGAGACAGAGGGAUACCGCAGGUUUCUGCAGACUGCGGAAUUCUUCAACUACACUGUGCGGACCCUGGGUCUGGGCAAGGAGUGGCGAGGUGGUGAUGUGGCUCGGACAGUUGGUGGAGGACAGAAGGUCAGGUGGCUCAAGAAGGAAAUGGAGAAAUAUGCAGACCAGGAGGACAUGAUCAUCAUGUUUGUAGACAGCUAUGAUGUGAUUCUGGCCGGCAGCCCCACGGAGCUGCUGAAGAAGUUUGUCCAGAGCAGCAGCCGCCUGCUUUUCUCUGCAGAGGGCUUCUGCUGGCCCGACUGGGGGCUGGCAGAGCAGUACCCUGAGGUGGGCACGGGGAAGCGCUUCCUCAACUCUGGUGGGUUCAUUGGCUUCGCUCCCACCAUCCACCAAAUUGUCCACCAGUGGAAGUACAAGGAUGAUGACGAUGACCAACUGUUCUAUACGCGACUCUACCUGGAUCCAGGGCUCAGGGAGAAAUUCAGCCUUAAUCUGGAUCAUAAAUCCCGGAUCUUCCAGAACCUCAAUGGGGCUUUAGAUGAGGUGGUUUUAAAGUUUGACCGGAAUCGGGUGCGCAUCCGGAACGUGGCCUACGACACACUCCCUGUUGUGGUCCAUGGAAACGGCCCCACCAAGCUCCAGCUCAACUACCUGGGCAACUAUGUCCCCAAUGGCUGGACUCCCCAGGGAGGCUGCGGCUUCUGCAACCGGGACCAGAGGACACUCCCGGGGGGGCAGCCUCCCCCCCGGGUGCUGCUGGCCGUGUUUGUGGAACAGCCUACCCCGUUUCUGCCCCGCUUCCUGCAGCGCCUGCUGCUCCUGGACUACCCCCCGGACAGGGUCACCCUCUUCCUGCACAACAGUGAGGUAUACCACGAGCCUCACAUCGCAGACUCCUGGCCACAGCUCCAGGACCACUUCGAAUCUGUGAAGCUGGUGGGGCCAGAGGAGGACCUGAGCCCAGGCGAGGCGAGGGACAUGGCCAUGGACACCUGUCGGCAGGACCCAGAGUGUGAAUUCUACUUCAGCCUGGAUGCUGAUGCUGUCCUCACCAACCAGCAGACCCUGCGCAUCCUCAUCGAGCAGAACAGGAAGGUGAUCGCGCCCAUGUUGUCGCGCCAUGGCAAGCUGUGGUCCAACUUCUGGGGGGCCCUGAGCCCUGACGAGUACUACGCCCGCUCCGAGGACUACGUGGAGCUGGUGCAACGGAAGCGGCUGGGCGUGUGGAACGUGCCCUACAUAUCCCAGGCCUACCUGAUCCAAGGGGAGACCCUGAGGACGGAGCUGCCCCAGAGGGAGGUGUUCUCGAGCAGCGACAUGGACCCAGACAUGGCCUUCUGCAUGAACCUGCGGGACAGGGGCAUCUUCCUGCACCUCAGCAAUCAGCAGGAGUUUGGCCGGCUCCUGGCCACGUCCCGGUAUGACACGGACCACCUGCACCCCGACCUCUGGCAAAUCUUUGACAACCCUGUGGACUGGAAGGAGCAGUACAUUCACGAGAACUACAGCCAGGCCUUGGAUGGGAAGGAUCUAGUGGAGCAGCCCUGUCCAGAUGUGUACUGGUUCCCACUGCUGUCAGAACAGAUGUGUGAUGAGCUGGUGGAGGAAAUGGAGAACUACGGCCAGUGGUCAGGCGGUCGGCAUGAGGACUCGCGGCUGGCUGGGGGGUACGAGAACGUGCCCACUGUGGACAUCCACAUGAAGCAGGUGGGCUAUGAGGACCAGUGGCUGCAGCUUCUGAGGACAUACGUGGGGCCCAUGACGGAGCACCUGUUUCCUGGCUACCACACCAAGACCAGGGCAGUGAUGAACUUUGUGGUCCGCUACCGGCCAGACGAACAACCCUCACUGCGGCCACAUCACGACUCGUCUACCUUCACCCUCAACGUGGCCCUCAACCACAAGGGCCUGGAUUAUGAGGGAGGGGGCUGCCGUUUCCUGCGCUACAACUGCAUCAUCUCGUCCCCGAGGAAGGGCUGGGGGCUCCUGCACCCCGGCCGCCUCACCCACUACCACGAGGGGCUGCCCACAACUCGGGGGACUCGCUACAUCAUGGUGUCCUUUGUGGAUCCCUGACACUCAACCACUCUGCCAAGCCUUCACUGCCAUUGUGCCUUCUUGGGGGGCCUGGCCCCCAUCCUUGGAGACGGGUGUCUGCCUAUAGCCUUGCUUCCUGAGUGUGUCCCAGUGCCCAGGACUGAAUGUGUCCCCUUGCCACAUCCACGGCCUCUAAGGAAGCUGCAGGAGCCCCUGCCCUUCCUGCUGCCCCCAGGGGUUCAUGGUGCUGGGCUUCUGGGGGCUCUCCCGUGAUAAAUUAUUAAGGUUCCUCAGCCUCCCUCUAGUAAAGGAAGGUUUGUAACUCUUGA
Messenger RNA from Heterocephalus glaber (naked mole-rat), 2967 nucleotides. RefSeq names its product procollagen-lysine,2-oxoglutarate 5-dioxygenase 3 (gene Plod3). The record is from RefSeq and is a predicted model, not a curated record. Gene Ontology annotation, cellular component: endoplasmic reticulum. Lineage: Eukaryota; Metazoa; Chordata; Mammalia; Rodentia; Bathyergidae. Gene Ontology annotation, biological process: peptidyl-lysine hydroxylation. Gene Ontology annotation, molecular function: procollagen glucosyltransferase activity; L-ascorbic acid binding; iron ion binding.